AGCUUUCGCAGCUUUCGCAACCUCCAAACGCACACACGAUAACCCGCCACUAUGGCCUCCAACGAUAGCCGACCUCACCGCUCGCAGUUCUGGAAGGCUUACACUGUUCGGAUGGCUCGCCCCGACAUGCGGCGCCGGCUCAAGGAAGCACCCGACCCACCAAUUCUGGUGCUCCCUUUUCUGAACGCCCAACGCGAAGCUCAACCGCUCUUUAUCGAACCAUCCAGACUGUGCAUAAGAGUUGACGUCUACCGACACCGGGCAGAAUACGACCUCAAGCAGUAUCUCAAACACCUAGCUCAAUACAACGAGCGCUAUGGAACCGUCGCGUCCGCCGCAACCCCAGCCGCAGACAUUACCACCGUGACUGGGAACGAGCAAAUCAGACACCGAUUCCGCAUCGACAUCUCGCGCAACCACCUCAUUCAGAACCUCAACACCCUAGAGACAGUCCUCGCUUACGCCAAGAACAAUUUGGAGCCGCCGAAAUUCAGGCUUCCGCCAUCAACGUCGACGUUCAGCAUCUUCUUCACCGUCGCGGCCUGUCUUAUCCGCGGCCCGCUUUCCCGGAUUUCCAUCAUCACAGCCGUAUCCGGACUCGUCUAUCUUACGGCGCCUCCGGCGUGGCGAUUCUAUCAGCAUUAUCGCCUUGAUUCGGCUCGAGCCAGUGUGCGGGCGCUGAGGACGACCUGCGAAAACGACAUGGGCGCAAUUGAUGAGAGAAGCUUGCGCAUAUUGGACGAGUCACGAUUCAAGUUUCUCGAGCGCAUUUUCAAGCGCAAGUACUGAGGGGAAGGGGAAGGGGAAGCGGAAGGGUGAGGGCGAAAAGGGAGAGAUAGG
Molecule: messenger RNA, 840 nt
Organism: Ilyonectria robusta
Lineage: Eukaryota; Fungi; Ascomycota; Sordariomycetes; Hypocreales; Nectriaceae
Exons: 3
Coding region: 52-789 (245 amino acids)
Source: RefSeq, a predicted model, not a curated record